CGUUUUGUUUACAAAAUUAUCUAGAAAAUUUCGACACCGGUGCACAAGUGCUCGAACCUACUGUUUAUAUAAUAAUAGUAAACUAUCCCUUCUCGGGCUUGUACUAGUUCAACUCAUACAAACAACGAUGGCCAACGGUCCACCAACGCGCAACCUAAUGCGAAUCGUGCUGGACAACUUUCUCAAAUCGUUUCGACCGCGCCAAAUGAAGGGCAACUACGUUGGGGAGGAUUAUUUCGGUAACAAAUAUUAUGAAAUUCCUCCUGAUCCAUCCGUCGGUCGGCGCCGUGCCUCUCGGUGGUUCGAACCUACCGCCAAGGAGGCGUACGAUCAGGAGAUUACUGCCGAAUGGGAAGCGUGGCUACGUGGAAGAAGGAAGGAACCGCCGACGGAACAGGAACUGCUGAAAAAUCUGGCCAUUAUGAAGAUGAAAGAGCGCAAUGCAGCCGAACUGGAGGCCAAGUACAGCAAACCAAAGGAUGCGGCAGCACUGGAGCAGCAGAAAACGGGAAUGGGUUCGUUCCCUCAGUACGACGAGUACGAAGUUAUGCCUGGCAAGGGAAAGCACGAAAAAUAGAGCGAACUUUUGCUGUUUGGAAGGCAUUUGGAAAGCAAAAAGAGAAAAAACAACAGCACCGCACGGUCAAUGAUUUUGGUGACGUUAGUCCUAUAUUUCCUUGAUCAUGUAGCACCGGAAAAGCAGCAAAACGAACAAAUGGCCGUUACGCGCUUCCCGAGUUUGUAUAUACAGUUAAAUUAUAAUAUAUUAGAGCAAGAGCAGCGUUGAGCGACGCUCGAAAUUUAUGGUGGAUUUAAUUAGGUCCGUGUGAAUUCCUAGGUAUUGCGCCUUAAAUACACACAGCUCGUCCUUUACGAUGCA
This is a messenger RNA of Anopheles merus, 880 nucleotides long. Its product is annotated as NADH dehydrogenase [ubiquinone] 1 alpha subcomplex assembly factor 2-like. Lineage: Eukaryota; Metazoa; Arthropoda; Insecta; Diptera; Culicidae. Gene Ontology annotation, biological process: mitochondrial respiratory chain complex I assembly. The transcript has 2 exons. Bases 128 to 577 code for a protein of 149 amino acids. Gene Ontology annotation, cellular component: membrane. The record is from RefSeq and is a predicted model, not a curated record.